Molecule: messenger RNA, 2310 nt
Organism: Pistacia vera
Lineage: Eukaryota; Viridiplantae; Streptophyta; Magnoliopsida; Sapindales; Anacardiaceae
Product: FCS-Like Zinc finger 10-like
Exons: 3
Coding region: 318-1520 (400 amino acids)
Source: RefSeq, a predicted model, not a curated record
AGAGAGAGAGAGAGAGAGAGAGAGAGAGAGAGAGUGUGUGUGUGUGUUGAGGAGUAUUUCAGAAGCUUAUUGCUUCGCUGAUUUUGAGGCAUGAAACAGAGGGAGAGAGAAAAGAAAGAGAAGAGUGGUGCACAAGUUUCACAUUCACAAACACACACAGUCACAGCUUCUCCUGUCAAACUCUUAUAUUUACUGCAUUUGGUCUCGUCUUUGAAACAUAUUUCUCUCGCAAGUUUCCAGAACUAAAAUAGAGACCACUCGGCUCAGACAAGGGAACUUCAGCUGUUUCUGAGAGGGAUUUUUAAGGUUUGGAGAUAAUGCUGAGGAAGAGGACCAGGUCCGUUGAGAAAGAUCAACAAAUGGGUCAUCUAACUGGAUCUGAAUUUGGUGCUGAGUCCCAUUUUUAUUCCGAAAAUCACAAAAACAAGGCCUUGUUUAGUGUACCUCGGCUGUUUGUUGGGUUGAGUCCUAGGGGUUUAUCAGAUUCUGAUUCAGUUAGGAGUCCAACAUCUCCUCUGGAUUUUAGGGCGUUUUCAAAUCUAGGCAGCCCUUUCAGGUCCCCAAAAUCACCGCAUAACGCCCAACAGAAGAGUUGGGAUACUAGUAAAGUAGGCUUAAGCAUCAUAGAUUCUCUUGACAAUGCUAAUAAAUUGUCAGGGGAAGUUCUCCGAUCAGAUAGUAAGAACAUUCUUUUUGGACCUCAAAUGAGGACUAGAACUUCAAAUAGCCAAACCCAUAUCAAUUCUUUCAAGGCACCUCAAUCUUUGCCUAAAAAUUAUGCAAAUUUUCCUCAUACACAGACCAAAUCUCCCCUACAAAAGGGCAACUCUAAUGUUGUUUUUGAAAUUGGAGAUACCCCAUUAGAACCUGAGCCGUUUGGGAAUUUCCGCUCUUGUUCACUGGAUUCCUGCAGGUCUUUUCCAGUUUUAGCUGGUUUCGCUGACCGCAGCCCUGGUUUGAGUCCUAGGAGUUCUGGUUUGGAAAAAUUAGCCUCCCAGGCAAGUUCUCCUCCUCUGCUGAUUGGAGGAAGCUUAAAUUUAAACAAUUUUUCGCAUGUAAAACCAGAUUCGAUGUCUGUAACCAGUGGCUCCGGCAAUGGAUUUAUUGAAGCCCUCUCAGGAAGUGAGAUUGAGCUUUCUGAGGAUUAUACCUGUGUAAUAUCUCAUGGUCCCAACCCUAAAACAACUCAUAUAUAUGGGGACUGCAUUUUGGAAGGUCACUCUAAUGAGUUGAUGAACAACAUUUGCAAGGGUGAAGUGAAGGAAACUGAAGGGGUGAAGAGCUCAACCACUCCAUAUCCUUCUGUUGAUUUCUUAAGCUUCUGCUACACUUGCCGCAAGAAAUUGGAGGGUAAAGAUAUUUACAUAUACAGAGGCGAGAAAGCAUUUUGCAGUUUCGAUUGUCGUUCACAGGAGAUUUCGAUUGAUGAGGAAAUGGAGAAAAUCAUCAGGUCUUCUGAAAACUCUCCCACAUCAGACGAUGUUGAGGAGCUCUUUGAAACUGGUAUCUUUAUCACAUAAAAGUCUUUCACAAUAGCCACCAUGUCCAUGAUUGAUGAACACUCAAGUGAGGUAGACGCAUUGAUCAUCUGUCCAUAAAGAGCUGUUUAUCUUCGUGCAGUCAAGUCUUAGCAGCCAUGGAUGAUCGUUUUGUAUAUUGUUUCGUUUGCCUAUUAUGUUUCAGCAUUCAUGGCCAUGGUGGGUAUUGGUUCAUAAUUGGCUAGUUUUGCCAUCCAUAAUAACUCACAUAUAUAAUUAUAUAUCCAUAUUCUGAGACUUUUAUCCUGUUAUAAUUGAUGUAGAAAGGGUAGAAGCCCCUUUUUAUGGCUCCCCAAACUUAUUUCCAUUUCUGCAUCAUCACUUUUGGCUAUUCGGCAAGAGUUGAAUGUAUAAUCUUGCAACUCAAAAUUUUGACUCAAUAUAUAGUACUAUAAUUCAAAUCUAGCUGCUAUUUUCUUUCCCUUUCUCUUAUGAUCCUUCAACUUGUACUGUUUGAAUGAGAAGAAGAACAGAGAUUCAACUUGGAAAAGAAAUUUCUGGGGAUGUUACACUUCUCUCAAAUUGAUUCCCAGUUUGCCUGUUGGAAUUCAUAAACAGCUCCAGUUAGUUUCAUAUUCCAGUUGCUUCAAAAUAUUUCAACUAGAUUACAUCCUGACAUUAAACGGCUUUUGCUCAUGUUUGUAAUCUCUGGUAUUAAGUAAAAGCUCCAUGGCCACAAACAAAAAGCAGGGUACUUUUACUUGUCCUUCUCUGACAUGUGCAAUUAUUGUGGGGGUCCAUACAUGUAAUUUUCCUUUGAUUAUUUCCGAAA